CUGUCAAUUGCUCCUAACAGAGCGGAAGAGGCGAAGCGAGAUAUUUCAUUCUAGCCAAAAUCUGUCCAAAAAUCAACCCAAUGGGCUUAUUUUUGGACCUAAGCUUGUAGUGUGCCUUUCAGCCUUUGGGACAAUGACUCCCAUUGUUAGGGCGGAGACAUGAGCGUCUCGUCAUUAUAUAAAACAUCUCUGCUCAUGAGCAUGGGAUAAAUCGCUUGAUGAAUCAUACAUACAUACCCUUACCUCGGUGUGACUGGAGCAUUUUCCUCCGAAUUAACGGCAACGUUUAGCUUCAAUCUCUUAAAACUUUUAAAAGUGUUGAAUUACAACUAUAUCUGCAACGAAAUGAAGCGGUAUAUUUUUCUGGGUGUUCUUUCGAUGUAUUACCUCCAGGUGUCAAGCUCGAGCUCUGCCGCGCACGGGUGUUUCUGCCAGGUGACCGGUAGCUUGGAUGACUGCGCUUGUGAUGUGGAGACAAUUGAUGCCUUCAACAAUGAGCGACUCUUCCCCAAACUUCAGAAGCUGCUCGAGUCUGACUAUUUCAGGUUUUAUAAGGUGAACCUGAAUAAGCCAUGUCCAUUCUGGACAGACAAUGGCCUCUGUGGGCAAAAGAACUGUGCCGUGAUACCAUGUACACCAAAUGAGGUUCCAGAGGGAAUCAAAACAAAUGGCCAUCACAAUAAGUACUCAGCUGAAGCAAACAACCAGGAGUGUGAGAAGGCUGAGACGCUUGGAGCAGUGGACAGCUCCCUCAGUAAGGAGACCAGGCAGGCCCUCCUGGAAUGGAACAAGCAUGAUGACGAGGCAGAGCGAUUCUGUGUGAUUGAUGAUGAGGAGUCUCCUGAUUCCCAGUACGUGGAUCUACUGCUAAAUCCAGAGCGCUUCACUGGAUACAAGGGGCCAGAGGCRUGGCAAAUCUGGAACAGCAUCUAUGAGGAGAACUGCUUCAAACCAUACACUGUGAAGCGACCUCUAAAUCCUAUGGUAUCUUACAGUGGAACUGAUGGGAAGACAUUUUACAGUUGGCUGGAUGGCCAGUGUGUGGAAAAGAGGGCUUUCUUUCGGCUCGUCUCUGGGCUCCACUCUAGCAUCAACAUACACCUGAGUGCCCGGUACCUCCUAGAUGACAACUGGUUCCAGAAGAAGUGGGGUCACAAUGUCUCUGAGUUCCAACAACGUUUCGAUGCCCAGCUGACCAACGGUGAGGGCCCAAAAAGGCUGCGCAACCUCUACUUCCUCUACCUGAUCGAGCUGCGUGCCCUGGCCAAAGUCCUGCCUCUUCUCCAGCGCCCCUCCUUCCAGCUGUACACUGGCCAACCCACCCAGGACCGACAACACAAACGCGUGCUCCUAGAGCUCCUCCAGGUGGCCAAGUCUUUCCCUUUGCACUUUGACGAGACGUCUCUGUUUGCUGGGAAUAAGGAGGAAGCUGCCAAUCUCAAGGAGGAUUUCAGGCUGACCUUCCGCAACAUCUCCAGGAUCAUGGAUUGUGUGGGCUGCUUUAAGUGCAGGCUCUGGGGCAAACUACAGACUCAGGGGUUAGGCACAGCCCUGAAGAUCUUGUUUUCCGAGCGACAGAUCGAGGCUCUGCCCAAAUCCAGCAGCGCCCGGCUCACUUUCCAGCUCAGUCGCCAAGAGAUAGUGUCUCUCCUCAAUGCCUUUGGAAGGAUUUCAACCAGCAUCAGAGAGUUGGAGAACUUCCGAUCACUGCUGUCUAAGGUCCGGUAGCCUGAGCCCACACGUCCCUACAGAGAGCCACAUACCCACAAAAGAAUAACCAGGCUGAUUAGAAAUGAUUCAAAAUACAACAGCAUCAGCAUGUAGCUGGGGUGUUUGGGGCUGCUGAAAGACACAAGUGAAAGUCCUGACAAGUGACUUACAAGGGGUCUAACUAAACAAACAAAGGAACAUGGGCCGUAGCCAAUCCCCUUUGAGCUACUUGCCAAUAAGGGUGUCUACAGUUCGAAUCAGAGUUUGAGUAUUUGUUACAUUGUUUUUUUUUUAUUGUUCCGGUUGGCUUCACAUGCGGGUCACAAAUGUCAAACGAACUAAAAUUCCUAAACAAAACCACCUGGCCAUUCAAGGCAUAGUUUUUUUGGACAAAAAUGCUCACGUUAAAUCAAUCUGAUUAUCAUGAAGCAUCACUGUGUCCCAAUCUUCAUAUUAUUUUGUUAUUCCAAAAACAUGCGGGAGGAAACAACGCAAUCCAUGCUCUAACUGCUACGUGAAUUGGCAAUAUUCAGUAGCCUAUAUCCCCGGUAUAGUAUGGAACGCUGUUUGCGUCUUUGCGUGUCAAAAAAGAUACACGUCAAAUAACACUAUUUGACACGUUAAAUAAGCUUUUAAAGUCACACGUCAAAUAACACAGUUUAAUUGUAGAAUCUUGUGUUGGACCGCAACUUCUGGUAUUCUUCAGUUCAUGAAAAGAAAUAGCUAGCCAGCUACUAAACCCUGUUGCCCAAAGCUAACGUUAUAAGCAGCCAGCUAGCUUCAUGAGGCACGGGUUAUGUGUUAUGAAGCUUAGGCACAAUAUUGGAAUUUGCUGUUUGCCUUUUUGAAAGUGAUGCAAAAGGUUACAAUUGGUGGAAUCCUGCCUUAUUUAGACUAGAUAAUGUCAAACAAGGUUGGAAUGUGAAGCGAUGAAAUGGGGUGUCAGUCUACUUUGGUGACACACACAGAACACAACUGUGAAGGGUUUACGCAAAUAUUAGCGCUGUAGCUCUUAUCGCAGGACUGUGACUGUGGGAAAUCACCUCCCCAGUCAGCCUAUUGUGUAUUGACGUUCAUAUUGCACUGUACAGCUUUACCUAAGGA
Molecule: messenger RNA, 2814 nt
Organism: Salvelinus sp. IW2-2015
Lineage: Eukaryota; Metazoa; Chordata; Actinopteri; Salmoniformes; Salmonidae
Gene: ero1a
Product: endoplasmic reticulum oxidoreductase 1 alpha
Biological process (GO): protein folding in endoplasmic reticulum
Cellular component (GO): endoplasmic reticulum membrane; endoplasmic reticulum
Molecular function (GO): protein-disulfide reductase activity; FAD binding; thiol oxidase activity
Source: RefSeq, a predicted model, not a curated record